GCAGGCCGGCACUUCCCCUCCCGGAGCGGGCUACUCAGGUUCGCCGCUUUGUACAUCUGCUGCACCUUCAUCCUGUGUUUGAUCGAAAGCCGUCGGGUUUGGUUUCGUUUAAUCUGUUUCCUCUGUGAUUUUUGUUACGCUCUAGCAUGCUCUAUUGUUGCCGUUGAAGCCUGAUGAAGCAGGCUCCUGGUUAGGUCUCGUUCGCACAGGAUUUGUUAGCCGGAUCUCUUUGUUGCCUUCUUCUGAUUUUUCAGAUCGAACUUGGAGUUGGACGUCCGAUCAACCAUGGGCCUCUCGCGGCGCUUUCUGAACCUGAUCGUGGAAAGCCACGAGCCUGCCACCAAAUCGCUGCGCCGCAUCGAUCUGGAGAUCGAGCCUGCAACUCUUUUUUCCACCGCCAGCGCCAAUUCGGCGACCAACAACAAAGAUGGAGGACAUCCCGGUCCCGCUUCCCGACCCGAUGUUGAAGUUCGAAGCCCACAGCUUUAGAGGUACAGGCGAUCUGUGGAGCUUAGCCUGUUACCCAUUUGGACAACGGAAGGUACUCUCCACGGACCAGGCCGGGUCAACUUCCUCUACGACCUCGACACGCGCGACAUGGCGGCCAUGCCCAGCUUCCGCAAGCCUAAGUUGCGCGGUUGCCUCUCGCUCUUCGUCCCUGUCGGCGAUGGCGAAGACGACGACCACGAAGGCGGCGGUGGCGGAAGCCUAUACCUCAUGGUGAGGGAACUCCGAGAGGUGAGAAGGCACAAGAUUGAGGUUGGGCAGCCAAGCAUGGAUUUCGAGGUCUUGUUCUACGGCAAUGGCAGGACGACCUCGCACUGCAAACUCCUUCCGCUACCACCUUUCGUCCUUGAGCCCAUCCGCAAGAAUGAACUCCCCGAGAUCCGUUCCUACGCCGUCGUCAAUGGUGGCUCUCACAUCUGCGUGUCCGUCGACGGCAGAGGCACAUACACCCUGGACACGGCGAGCCACACGUGGGACAAGGUCGGCGACUGGACCCUACCCAUCCAUGGCAAGGUCGAGUACGUGCCGGAGCUCAAGCUCUGGUUCGGCCUCUCCGGCGAUGCCCAGCACUUGGCUGCUGCUGACCUCUCCACCAUGGACGCCCACUCCCCGCCGCAGCUAGCUGCUGGCCACGGUUGGGAGGAGUUCCAGCCUCCGGAGAAAUGGGCAGAACAAGGACUGCAAAUAGAUCAAGAGGAUGUUCAACUGGUGAACCUGGGCUCAGGCAGGUUUUGCAUCGCAAGGUUCUUCGAUCGUCGACUGGCGGGAGAGCCAUGACAGUGUCUUCUACUUUGUCGUCUUGACCGGCGUGGAAGUGGUCAAGCGUGUCCUCGACAAUGGUGAAGUGAAUCUUGAAAUGAUCCCUCACAAAUCCAAGUGUCAUCACAAGUCGCCUGUCGACGGAACUCACAUCGAGCAAUUGUUCUGAACAACCCAACUUUAUCACUAUGCAUGUGCCGUCUGAAUGAUUGUGUUGGGAUUGAAAAGUGAGGCAACUGAGGAUCCUGUACUACUUUGUAUAAGGUCUUGUUUAGUUCCGAAAAAAUUUCGGAUUUAGCUACUGUAGCA
Sorghum bicolor (sorghum) is the source of this 1575-nucleotide messenger RNA. RefSeq lists its product as uncharacterized. Bases 598 to 1284 code for a protein of 228 amino acids. The record is from RefSeq and is a predicted model, not a curated record. The transcript has 2 exons. Lineage: Eukaryota; Viridiplantae; Streptophyta; Magnoliopsida; Poales; Poaceae.